Messenger RNA from Nicotiana attenuata, 6317 nucleotides. Its product is annotated as protein NETWORKED 1A-like. Gene Ontology annotation, cellular component: plasma membrane. The transcript is spliced from 5 exons. Lineage: Eukaryota; Viridiplantae; Streptophyta; Magnoliopsida; Solanales; Solanaceae. Gene Ontology annotation, molecular function: actin filament binding. The record is from RefSeq and is a predicted model, not a curated record. The coding region runs from base 548 to 6118 and encodes 1856 amino acids.
AAACAGUUCAAACAAACAGCGUGUAUAUCCCGAAAUAUACGUACCUUAUAUCAUGCCCAUUGUAUUGUAUAAUGUAUAGUGAAGACUGAUGCCCAUUCAAAGCUGCAUUUAAUAAAAGUAAUUCACAUUUGUCUCCACUUUAACAGUUUUAGUCACAUUGACCAACCGGAGAAUAAAUCAAAAAUGCGGAUGCAGAUGGGGGCAAAGGAGAGUGAAUGAGAAAUGCAAUGGCUUGCGAGGAAAUGAAGUUUUCACUUUCACGGCUGCUCAUCACUCUGCUCUUAUCACCUUUCAGUAUUUUUAUUGCAGCUUCUUAGCUUUACCUUCUGAUUAAUAAAGAAUUACAGUGUCUUUGGUGGUCCAUACCUGGCACAGAAGCAGAGUAGCUGUUCUGUUGGCUAGGUGAGAGAACUGAAGCUGCUAGACCUUGAUAAUUGAGCAAUAUAAAGUUCUGACACUGGCGUGGAUUCACAAUUUCUUUUACUGGUAUAAAGACCAGGAUGUUGCAAGGACAAAACCUAUUGCCCUUUUGUUCUUUGCUGGAGUCAUGGCGACCUUGCUACAUUCUGACACGAGACGCUUGUACUCUUGGUGGUGGGAUAACCAUAUUCCAAAAAACUCAAAAUGCUUUCAAGAAAAUCUUACUGAAAUGGAUGCUAAAGUAAAGUCAAUGAUCAAGCUCAUUGAAGAAGAUGCCGAUUCAUUUGCAAGAAGGGCUGAAUACAAAAAGAGGCCUGAGCUAAUGAAGCUGGUUGAGGAGUUGUACAGGGCAUACAGGGCACUAGCUGAAAGAUAUGAUCAUGUGACAGGCGAGCUAAGGCAGGCCCAUAAAACCAUGUCAGAGGCAUUUCCUGACCAAGUGCCUUUUCUACUGGCUGAAGAUUCACCCAUGAGAUCUUCCACACAGUAUACAGAGCCACAUACUCCACGAGAGUGGUGCCCGAUUCAUGCAUCCUCUGACACAGAUAACUUGCAGCAGGAUGUGAUGGGUUUAACUCCAUCGAGUAUACAUGCUGCACAGAAGAUUGGGACUUAUACUGGUGAUUCUGAUAAGGGAACAAGUGAGUGGGGUUUAAAGCAGUUACUUGAGAUGCUUGGGGCUGGAGAAGAAAUGUUAAAAAACUCAAAGUUCCUCGAAGGAAAAUUGAGCAAAGGAUUGAACAGAAACACAGAAGAAAAGGAAAAACGUUUCCAUAAUCAAGUACCCGAAUUGUCAGAUGAGAAUGAGAAUCUCAAGGCCAAAAUCCUCGUUCAGUCGGAGCGUGUCAGUGAAGCUGAAGCUGAAGUUCGAAACCUGAAGGAAGCCCUAGCUGGUAUGCAAGCAGAAAAAGAAACUACCUUCAUUCAGUAUCAGCAAUGCCUGGAACAGUUAUCUGCUGCAGAGAGGGAGCUUAUUAGUGCACAGAAGGAUUCCACGAAGUUCAGUGACCGAGCUAGCAGAGCUGAAAAUGAAGUUCAGAAGAUGAAGGAAUCCCUUAUCAAAUUAGAGGUUGAACGAGAUGCUAGUUUGAGCAAACAUAAGGAGUAUCUUGGAAGGAUAUCUAAUUUGGAAGUUAAUGUUAGUCAAGCACUUGAAGGUACAAAAGAACUAAAUAAGCAUGCAAUUAAGGCAGAAACCGAAGCUCAGAAUCUUAGGAAUGAGAUCUCUAAGUUUGAGUUUGAAAAGGAUGCUGUCCAUCAUCAAUAUAAGCUAUGCAUGGUAAAAAUAUCUGACCUUGAGAAAAAUCUCUUGGUGGCUCAGGAAGAAUCCAGAACGCUUAAGGAGAGAGCUGAUGGAGCUGAAGCUGAGAUCAAGAAACUGACAUUUGUUCUGAUGGAGCUAAGUGAGAACAAAGAAGCUGCUGUCCGUGACUAUAAACACUGUUUGGGCAAAAUAUCCAAACUUGAGAAUGAACUAUCUUGUGCCCAAGAGGAUGUAAAACGCCUUAAUGGUGAGCUUUCAAUAGGAGCUGCAAAGCUUAAAAAUGCUGAAGACAAGUGUGUUGUGCUGGUGAUGUCAAAUCAUUCAUUGUGCCGAGAGGCAGAUAAUUUGGCAAUGAAGAUCGCAACGAAAGAUCAAGAACUCUCUAAGAAGCAGAUGGAGUUGGAGAAAAUUCAAGUUGAUAUGCGAAAUGAGCACUUAAGAAAUGCACAAAUUGAAGCCACCCUUCAGGCUCUGCAGAAUUUGCACUGUCAAUCACAAGAAGAGCAGAGAGCUCUGACCGUGGAACUCAAAAAUGGUCUUGAGCUGUUGAAGGAUAUGGAAACAUGCAAAAAUAGUUUGGAAGGUGAACUUAAGCGAUUGAAGGAUGAAAAUAAGAGCCUGAAUGAACUGAAAUUAUCCUCAACCAAUUCGAUAAAGAAUCUGGAAAAUGAAAUCCUUAGCUUGAAGAAGAUGAAGGCGAAACUUGAAGAGGAGGUUGCUCAACAAGUUGGACUAAGUAACAACCUUCAGCAAGAGAUUUCAUGUUUGAAAGAGGAAACCAAGGACCUAAACAGUAGCUAUCAGGCUUUAGUAGAGCAAGUGAAGGCCACAGGUAUAAACCCUGAAUGUAUCAACUCUUCAAUAAAGAGCUUGCAUGAAGAGAACUUCAAGCUCAGGAUAAUCUGUGAGAAGACCAGAAGCGAGAAAGAAGUCCUCCACAAAAAGUUGGAAGACAUGGAUGAACUUUUGAAGAAGACGGCUACUUUACAGAGUUCCCUCUCAGAUGCAAAUGAUGAAUUGCAGGAAUCGCAGGAAAAGGUGAGAGCACUGCAAGAGUCUUGUCAAAUUCUCAAUGGAGAGAAAUCUACUCUUGUCACUGAAAAAGCUGCUUUGCUUUCUCAGUUGCAAAUUGUAAGUGAGAACAUGCAGAAACUCCUAGAGAAAAAUGAUGUUCUCGAGAACUCUUGUUUUGGUGCAAAAGCUGAACUUGAAGGUCUAAGGGAAAAGGCCAAGGGUUUAGAAGAGAUAUGCCAAUUUAUGAUGAAUGAGAAGUCCAAUAUUCUUGCUGAAAGAGGUAACCUAGCUGUUCAGUUGAAAAAAGUUGAAGGGCGACUGGGGACAACAUUUAUGGUUUUCGAAAAAAGGUAUUCUUGCCUAGAGAAGGAGAAACUAGUAAAACAGCUACAAGUUGAAGAACUUAGAGUUUCUGUUGAAAUGGAGAAACAAGAAAGGACCAACAUUACUCAUCAGAGGGAGACCGGAUUAAUUUACAUGGAAAACCAUAUCCAUCACCUGCAGGAAGAGAGUAAGUGGAGGAAGAAAGAAUUUGAAGAAGAAUUUAACAGAGCUUUAAAAUCCCAGUUUGAAAUUUCCAUCCUGCAGAAGUUUUUACAAGAUAUGGAAGAAAAGAAUUAUUCUCUCUUGAUUGAGUGUCAGAAACAUAUUGAGUCAUUGAAAUUGGCUGACAAACUGAUUUUAGAGGUAGAGAAUGAGAGCCUUGAACAGCAGGUUGAAGCAGAGAUUUUGGUAGAUGAAAUCGUAAGGUUGAGAAUGGUGAUAUAUCAAGUUUUCAGGGCCUUUGAAAAUGAUUCUCACCUUUUGUCUGAAGAUAAGGUGGAAAAUGAACAAACUUUCCUGCAUCAUAUCUUGGGCAGUGUUGAGGAUCUGAAAUGUUCCCUCAGAAUGUAUGAGGAUGAUAAGCAGCAGUUGUUGGUCGAAAACUCAGUUCUUUUAACUCUAUUUGCGGAGCUGAAAUCAAAGGGCCUGGAAGUGGAGUCGAUGAAGAAAUCUGUGGAGGAGGAGCUUAAUAUCAUGGAAGAGAAGCUGGUAACAGUGCAGAAAGAGAAUCAUGACCUAGUAGAGAUAAACAAGAAAUUGCAGUCAGAAAUGAGCAGCAGUAGUCAACUAACUGCCAUACUUGAGGUGGAGGUUCGGACUCUCUGUGUCAAGCAUGAUGAGUUGCAGACAGCUUACCUUGAAUUACAAAAGAAAUACUCUCAAGUGCUUCAUGAGAACGAAACAUUGUUGACAAAAUUCUCAGAGAUCAAGGAGGAGAAAGGGGUAGUGGAGCAGGAAAAUGAUAGUUUUCUACUUGAGACACUAACUCUUGGUAAUUUCUCUACGAUUUUGAAGAGUUAUGGUACUGAAAAAACUGAUGAGCUAAAGUCCAUUUAUGAAGACAUGCGCAAACUUUAUUGUGUUAUCCUUGACUUUGAGAAGGAGAUGGAUGUACUUAACGAGAAGCUGGAAAUGAAGGAAACUGAUAACCUACUUCUGAAGAAAUCAGUUCAAAGGUUAGAAAAUGAGCUUUAUGAGGUCAAGGAAUCUAAUGAUCAUUUGAAGCUGGAAAUAUCAACUGGAAAAGAACUUCUUGGCAAGCAGGAAGCCGGGCUUUUGAAAGCAGGAGAGAAGCUUAAAGCAUCUGAAAGUUUGAACUCAGAAUUGUGUAGGGCUCUGGAUGCACUAAAGGCUGACUGUCUAGAAUCCUCGAAGAUGAAUGAAGAUCUAGAAAAGAAGAUAGUUGAAAUAUCGAGAGAGAAUAAAACUCAGAACAAGGAAAAUGAACGCCUUCAAGAACCGAACAUGAAUUUGGUGGGCGAAUUAAAUAAAUUGCAUGAAGAAAUUGAAGAGCAACGAGUCAGAGAAGGCUGCCUAAGUUCGGAGCUCCAGGAAAAAGACUAUGAGUUUGGAUUAUGGGAGGCAGAAGCAGAAACAGUUUAUUUUGAUUUCCAGAUUUCCUCCAUUCGAGAAGUGUUACUGGAAACCAAGAUGGAUGAGUUAACUAAGUUUUGCGGGAGGGUCGAAGGUGAAAAUGCUUCCAAAAGCUCGGAGAUUGAGCAGGUGAAAGGAAAAAUCAAUAAAAUGGAGAGAGAAAUGGGAGAACUGAAGUUGCAAUUACAUGCAUAUGCUCCUGCAAUAGCCUCUUUGAGGGAUGAUGUUGUAUCACUUGAGCAUAAUGCGCUCCUCCACACGAGGCUUAAGCAAGCUGGCUCUCAGGAAUCAAAGUGUGUUGAUGACGUGGUUCAUCCUGAUGAGAGUAGCGACGGAAAGCUGAUAGAAGAUCAACCUGUCAUGACAAAAGACAUUCUAGAUUUGUGGGAGCUGAGGAACAGGAUUAAAGCUGUUGAAAAAGUAGUGGAAGAGGGGAACAAGCCUAUUUUGGAGGUAUCUUCAUACAACAAGUUUGGUCUAGACAGUGCUGGAAGCGAAAUUGAGGCAUUAAAAUCUCGGCGUAGUUUUGAUCUAGAGAAACAUGAACAUGCAGAAAGGAGGAGUCCGAGCAUUGAACAUGGUGAUGUUCCUAAUAGGCAAAAGAUGAAACCCAAAUCCUUUGACGGCCGAAACAGGAUACGAAUGAAAGAUAUACCACUUGAUCAUGUCUCUGAUGGCUCACCACAAAGAGCUAGAAGAAGAGGUUUUUCUGAGGCAGACAGAGCAGUUGAUCAGAUGCUUGAGCUAUGGGAAACCACAGAGGGAUGCAGCCCCAAUCAAAGUGUGAAGGACUUGAAGAAACGGGCAAAUUACCCAACAGAGGGUACUACAGGGUACAAUCAAUUUAAAGAUUUGGAUUGGAGGAGCAAUCAUCCAACCACAGAAGCAGAAAUGGAAAAAGAGUUGGGUGUUGAUAAGUUAGAGUUAUCAAUGAAGUCCUCUGAUGCAAGUCAUGAAACAACCAAGCAGAUUCAGGAGCGACUUGCUUCUGAUGCUGAGAAAUUGAUGAGUCUUCAGAUGACUGUUGAUAACAUGAGAAGGAAAUUGUAUACUAACAGAAAGGCUAGAAAAGCCAAAAAUGUUGAUUUUGAAGCAGCAAAAGAACAGUUACAAGAAAUUGAGCUAACGGUUGUUCAGCUGGUCAAUUUGAACGCCCACUUACUGAAGAAUGUAGAAGAAAGCACACUUCUUACAGGAAGUACUUCAGCGGAAUCAGAAGAGGUCAUGAAUAUCAAGCGCAAAAGAGUUUCAGAGCAGGCGAGAAAGGUUUCUGAGAAGGUUGAACGACUACAAUUGGAGGUUCAAAAACUUCACUACAUGUUACUGAAACUGGAUGAUGAAAAGAAAAGCAUAGCCAGAAGCAGAUUUUCCAGGAGCAACGCAGGUAUUGUAUUGAAGAACUUCAUCCAUAUUGGGAAGAGAAAUAGUGAAAAGGGAAAGAAGGUCCAUCUUUGUGGAUGCUUUGCACCUUCAAGUAGCAGCAGCAAUAGAUACUACAUCUAAUAUGCUUCUAACCUUUUUCAGCUUCUUCAGAGGUUCCUAGUUAUUGAAUUGUUAGGAUCAUUUCUUUUGUAGUCAGUAACCGAAAAACUGAUCCGUGUUCAGUUCUAAAUGAAUUAUAACAGCUAGAUUGGAGCUAAUUCCUAAUUAAGUUUGUGAAGGCUACUAUUUUUGUUGUUCAGAGCCGCUAGUUAUUGGUAAA